Miscanthus lutarioriparius is the source of this 993-nucleotide messenger RNA. The record is from the annotation of a GenBank genome assembly. NCBI's taxonomy places the organism in Eukaryota, Viridiplantae, Streptophyta, Magnoliopsida, Poales, Poaceae.
AUGGUGAGGCCGCCGUGCUGCGACAAGGAGGGCGUCAAGAAGGGCCCCUGGACGCCGGAGGAGGACCUCGUCCUCGUCUCCUACAUCCAGGAGCACGGACCCGGCAACUGGCGCGCCGUCCCGGCCAGAACUGGGCUGAUGCGGUGCAGCAAGAGCUGCCGGCUGCGGUGGACCAACUACCUCCGGCCGGGCAUCAAGCGCGGCAACUUCACCGAGCAGGAGGAGAAGCUCAUCAUCCACCUCCAGGCCCUCCUCGGCAACAGGUGGGCGGCCAUCGCGUCGUACCUGCCGGAGCGGACGGACAACGACAUCAAGAACUACUGGAACACGCACCUCAAGCGCAAGCUGCAGAGCGGCGGCGGCGACGGGGCUGCCAAGCCGCCGGCGCACAGGCCGCCGUCGUCGUCCAAGGGGCAGUGGGAGAGGAGGCUGCAGACGGACAUCAACCUGGCGCGCCGCGCGCUUCGCGAGGCCCUCACCCCGCUCGACGACCUCAAGCCGACGCAGCUGCAGCGCGACGCCGCCGUCGACGCGCCCGGCGCGGGAGUGGGCGUGGGCGUGGGCGUGGGCGACGGCGGCGGCGACAGCCCGGCGUCGAGCUCGUCGGGCGCGUCGCAGUGCUCCCCGUCGGCGCCUACCGCCGCCGCCGCCGCGGGGCCGUUCGUCCUGACCACGGAGAACAUCUCGCGGAUGCUGGACGGCUGGGCCGGCCGCAAGGGCGCCCGUGGCGGGAGUCCGGGCACGCCCGGCGGCGCCGAGAGCGCGUCCACCGGAUCCUCGGACGCGUCGGAGGUGUCGUACGGUGGCGCCGCCGUCGCGCCUGCCGCUGGUGGGCCUGUCGUCUUCGAGUACGAGACGAAGCCGGCCGUGCCGCCGUCCCAGCAGAUGCCGCUGUCGGCGAUCGAGUCGUGGCUGUUCGACGACGACAACCACUUCCACCAUGUCCAGAGCGCCAGCUUGCUUGAUGCGGCCCCCAUGGAUUACCCGUUCUAG